Molecule: messenger RNA, 1476 nt
Organism: Xiphias gladius (swordfish)
Lineage: Eukaryota; Metazoa; Chordata; Actinopteri; Istiophoriformes; Xiphiidae
Gene: psmc4
Product: proteasome 26S subunit, ATPase 4
Exons: 11
Coding region: 140-1354 (404 amino acids)
Biological process (GO): proteasome-mediated ubiquitin-dependent protein catabolic process
Cellular component (GO): proteasome regulatory particle, base subcomplex
Molecular function (GO): ATP binding; ATP hydrolysis activity; proteasome-activating activity
Source: RefSeq, a predicted model, not a curated record
GCGAGUUAGCUGCUAGCAUUAGCUUGUUGUUUGUAGCAGCUCAAGAAAAAAGGAUUUAAGCGUUUUUUUUUUUAGAAAACUCUAUCUACCACAUUGAUGUUUAUCUUGUAGAUGCUGUUUUUAUGUUUCGACGGACGACAUGCCGGCAAUACUGAGCUCCAGACCUCAGACAGGUCUGUCUUUCCUGGCACCAGAACCAGAAGAUCUUGAGGACCUGUACAGCAGAUACAAGAAGCUGCAGCAGGAGCUGGAGUUCCUGGAGGUGCAGGAGGAGUACAUUAAAGAUGAACAGAAGAACCUGAAGAAAGAGUUCCUCCAUGCCCAGGAGGAGGUGAAGAGGAUACAGAGCAUCCCACUCGUCAUUGGCCAGUUCCUGGAAGCUGUUGACCAGAACACAGCCAUCGUUGGCUCCACUACAGGGUCCAACUACUAUGUGCGCAUUCUGAGCACCAUCGACAGAGAGCUGCUGAAGCCCAACGCCUCAGUGGCCUUGCACAAGCACAGCAAUGCCCUGGUAGAUGUGCUUCCUCCUGAAGCUGACAGCAGCAUCAUGAUGCUGACAUCAGACCAAAAGCCAGAUGUCAUGUAUGCUGACAUUGGUGGUAUGGACAUCCAGAAGCAGGAAGUCAGAGAAGCAGUGGAGCUGCCACUCACGCACUUUGAACUUUACAAACAGAUUGGUAUUGACCCACCCAGGGGUGUCCUUAUGUACGGACCUCCAGGUUGUGGUAAGACCAUGUUGGCCAAGGCUGUGGCACACCACACUACAGCUGCUUUCAUCCGUGUGGUGGGCUCUGAGUUUGUUCAGAAGUAUUUGGGUGAAGGCCCUCGUAUGGUGCGUGAUGUCUUCCGGCUGGCAAAGGAAAAUGCACCUGCCAUCAUUUUCAUUGAUGAGAUUGAUGCUAUUGCCACUAAGCGUUUUGAUGCACAGACUGGAGCUGACCGGGAGGUGCAGAGAAUCUUACUUGAGCUGCUAAAUCAAAUGGACGGCUUUGACCAGAACGUCAAUGUCAAGGUGAUCAUGGCCACAAACAGAGCAGACACACUGGACCCGGCCCUGCUACGUCCUGGUCGUUUGGACAGAAAGAUUGAGUUCCCCCUGCCCGACCGCAGGCAAAAGCGUCUCAUUUUCUCCACCAUCACCAGUAAAAUGAACCUCUCUGAGGAGGUGGACCUUGAGGAUUAUGUGGCUAGACCGGACAAGAUCUCCGGGGCUGAUAUCAACUCCAUCUGCCAGGAGGCUGGCAUGUUGGCGGUGCGUGAGAACAGGUAUAUUGUCCUGGCCAAAGACUUCGAAAAAGCUUACAAGACUGUCAUCAAAAAGGACGAGCAGGAGCACGAGUUCUACAAGUAGAGAUAAAAUACAUCCAGACAAAAGGUGGCCAGACACACAAGUUUGUUAUUGAUUUACGUCUGUGUGUCUGUAUCUACAGUGUGUCUUUUGUGGAUUUGCAGUCCCUGACCUGCAUUGAAAAA